This is a messenger RNA of Marchantia polymorpha subsp. ruderalis, 3218 nucleotides long. The record is from the annotation of a GenBank genome assembly. NCBI's taxonomy places the organism in Eukaryota, Viridiplantae, Streptophyta, Marchantiopsida, Marchantiales, Marchantiaceae.
AGGUCGUCCAGGAUAUCAACUCGGACUCGCGCAGCGAGUAGAAUCUUUGACCAGCUGGAAGCCGAGCGCUGGACGAGCAUAGGCACCCGAGGACUCGGUCAUUGCUCUGGGAUGAUCAGCCGCACUGUGGCGCUCGAAAUCCGGAUCCGAGUCGUGCGUGCUCAGGCUCGACCUCAGGCUCGUCCCAGUCCCAGUCCGAGUCCCACCUGGAGCGCGGAUGCUCGUCAAUCAAUCACGAAUAUACCUGCUCCCCAUCGCUCGCCUCCGUCGCUCGGACCCUGUUCUGAGAAAAAGGGAUGCGGGAAUGGACCUCCAAUCCGAGCUCGGGCUCGAAUUCGGCUCUCCAACAACAACAACGUACGUGAUACGUAUGAACUGUUGCUGUGGCUCGGGCGUACACGUGAACGCAAGGGAUCCAGGGUCCCAUCCAGCUGCCGACUCACCAUCGCCCUCCUCCUCCACUCGGGGAUAGCAACAGUUGUGGACUCGUGGGUAUUCGCGGAGUGCCCCCUUUCCUUGCGAAGCGAAUUCGGUUGCAGGAAUCAAAGAGGAUUCCUGUUCACGAGGACAAGGACAAGGGGAAUGCUGUGGGGGCAGGCGGCCAUGGAGCUCGGAAAUUCCUGUGGCCAGCGGGCUCGAGGUGGAGUACGUCCGGGGGGUCAGAGGCUUUUCAAGGGCGGCGAGCGAUGGGGCGGAGGGAAAGCGGGAGAGCGGAACCGGAGUGCGGGUUAGCUGACGACAUGGAUGCCGGAUGCAGGUUCGGCUCCGAGAUCGGAGCUCCGGGAGUGGGGAGGGGAGGGGAGGGAGAGCGUAUGUAGCUGCAGAGGGCAAUGGCCGAGCGAGAGUGGCCGUGUGGCGCUUGAAGAAGGGACGGCGGAGUCAGGGGCCGCAUGCAUUUCCCUCUGUGGCUCCGAGGGCCCUGAGCACUGGAGAGCUCGUGACCUGAGCUGGUCUCAAAUGCACGCGAUUCCUUUCUCACUUCGCAGAGCGCACUGUGGCCUUUGUGCGGGCGGAUUGAAAAGCUGGGCAUGGCUCAUUGUUCGAACCAAUAGCUAGCCCUUUCCUUCUCUCCCAUCCGUGCGAAAGUCGGGCCAAGCUCAACCGGUUCGUGUGUCCAUAUCUCUCAACUCUAUGUCGGUUCUUCCUUGAGCACAUUCAUCAACACGGUGCGCAUCCGGAGAGCUUUUCCGAUCCCCUCGACUCGCAAUGGCCAUGAUCUCGUGCAACAUGUCGCCGCGGUCGUCCCCGAGCGCGGUGAUUCUGGGGAUCCUGGAGAAGCUGACGCCGGAAUCGAAGAAGGAGGACGAGCAGCGAAUCGUGCAGGAGCUGGACCGGGCCACGGAGCUGCACCUGACGCGGUACCUGCUGAGAAUGGACUCGCCGAGCAAGUCCGGGUUGUCGUCGUUCCCCAACAGCACGGCGCUGCCCAACUUCGGCGCCCUGACGCGGGCGCUGCAGCAGCGGCCCUUCCUGCGCCUGGAGACGGUGAUUCUGUCGGACACGCUGAUCGAGGAGAAGGAGAUGGCUGAGCUCUCGGUGGCCAUCAAGAAGGGCAACCUGGGCCGCGUGUUCGUGCUCAAGCUCGUCAACUGCGGGCUUCGCGCCGCUGGCGCCAAGUCGCUGGCCGACGCCAUCGAGUCGGGCAAGCUCUCGUGCCUGCACACGCUGCACCUGGAGACGAACGACAUCGGCGACGUGGGCCUGUACGCGGUGGCGGGCGCGCUGGGGCUCGGGCACGUCCCGGCGCUAAAGUCGCUGCACCUGGGGCCGAAGACGGACGGCUUCAAGCUGGAGGGCGCAGACGCGCUGGGCAUCGCCUUCCAGAGCGGCAAGCUGGCGCUGCUGGAGGAUCUGAUGCUGCAGCGCCUGGUCGAGGAGAAGGGCGUGAUCAGCAUCAUGCGCGCGCUCGAGACCGGCAUGGUGCGCGGCUGCCUCAAGUCGCUGUGCCUGUGGGGGUGCACGCUGGGCGUGGAAGGCGCUCGCGCCAUCGCCAGCGCGCUGCUCUCGCCGCACUUCUCCUCGCUGCUGUCGCUGGACCUGUCGUUCAACAAGAUGGGUGACGAGGGCCUGAACGCGCUCUCGGGCGCGCUGCGGUCCAACAAUCUGAACAACCUGCAGGUGCUGAUGCUCAACAGCGUGGGCAUGGGCGAGAAGGGCCUGGUGGAGAUGGCUUCGCUGCUCGAGGAGGGCCACCUGCACAGCCUGCGCAUCCUGCAGGCCGUCGGCUCCGACAACACCAACACUAGCGCCAAUGCUCUGAUCCGGGCCUACCGCAACAACACGUUCCUGGUGGCCGAGAUCCAGGUGAAGUGGCCGACCAAAUCCAUGGAGAGCAACGCCGAGCGCUUCAUGAAGCGCAAUGAUAAAUUAGUCGACUUGCUGAAGGACUGACCGUCCGGAUCGAUCUUCCGCUUAUGGCCGCGCGGACGCCGUCCGCUGCGACCAACUACUAUAGGGUCUUGCAGACAUACCGAGCCGGAUUCUGUGCUCGAAGCAGGAAUUGGGUUUCGCUCGGCGCCGCCUGUCGCUCGAGGUGGCGUAAGAAACCAUAGUGUCGUAAGAAAGAAGCGCAGGACGUGAUGAUGAGGGAUGAGGGAUGAGGAAUGAGGGAUGAGGCGGGAGUAUGGAGUCCAGCCAGUACGGUCACGAUCCCGACGCACCGACCCGGAUUGCAGGAUCAGCACGCGCAUAAGCUAGAGGCUGUUACUUAGAAUUCGUACGCGCAUUCGGGGACCAGCGAGGCGGGGAUUGGCGAUGGCUGCUGACGAUUGUAUAUUAGUUACAGAGAUCCUAAAGCUUAUACAGGAGGAAAGGUAGGCCAGCUUUUGGUCCGUGUACUAGGUCGGCAUCAACGCCACAUUUGAUACACUAGCACGGAGAAAUUGUACUUUAUGUUGCAUGUGCUCUUCGAAAUUACACCUUUUUAUGGAAGAGUGCGAACCACUUUGAUGAUCAUCUUGCAUAUGCAUCGCGUAUCGGUACAGAACCGUAUGCACGAAACCAUUCCGGUUGCCUGGUUCGCCUCGGCCGCGAGCGAGGAGCGCCAGGGCUCUAGGAGCUCGGAUGGGGUACAGUUUUUGGGCUUCUCAGGAUCCAGUACCAAGGUCUUGCUUGACCCUUCUCAAGGCAGAACGAUUAGGAUAUUCUCGAUGUUCUAGACUCUUGAGCUGUAACUAAAUCCUUGUUCUUCCAAGGCGAUUCUGAUAAUACACUUCUCU